AUGAGAUGUAAGACGCUUGUUAGAUUAGUGCUAGCUGCCACUGGCGCAGCUGUCCCGUGCAAGCAGUGGCAUGCACACAUGAAUGGGUACUGGUCGGAAGCUGUUGGCGCCAUCGCGAUCGGGCGCAAACAGUGGACCUCGUCGAGGACUCAAGUUGCUUCUAUGUACAAUGGUGGCAUUCAUGCGGAGAUAGACAACAGGGACUGGCAAAGCGCAUUCGCCAUAAAUAAGAAAAAUACAGCAUGUCGACCGUCAAUGCAGAGCCAUGAACGAUGCAGAAACGUGAAAUUGGACUUUGCCUGUCUUCAGUUUCCAGCGACUUUCGGGGGAAAUGGUCCGGCUCACGCGCGGCAGUAG
Molecule: messenger RNA, 357 nt
Organism: Purpureocillium lilacinum
Lineage: Eukaryota; Fungi; Ascomycota; Sordariomycetes; Hypocreales; Ophiocordycipitaceae
Source: RefSeq, a predicted model, not a curated record